This is a messenger RNA of Lentinula edodes (shiitake mushroom), 1504 nucleotides long. RefSeq lists its product as uncharacterized. The coding region runs from base 132 to 1406 and encodes 424 amino acids. The record is from RefSeq and is a predicted model, not a curated record. The transcript is spliced from 14 exons. Lineage: Eukaryota; Fungi; Basidiomycota; Agaricomycetes; Agaricales; Omphalotaceae.
CCUAAGACUUGCUUCUUCCGGUCAAACGAUUGCUUCUUUUGGAAUUUGGUGAAUGUCCUAAGUAUCCUCUCGUUUGUCUCUUCCCAAUCCCUCUUCUUUUCCCCAACCACAAUCUUUCCCCACUUUUUAGUAUGGCAGACACCCUCGCUGAGGCCAGCUACUUUAUCUAUGUCACCCAGGUUUAUUUCUGCGCGAUGUAUGCGGUAGUCAUAUGGGACUGGCUGGUUUCUUUCCCUAGAGAAUGGCGCUUCGUGUGGAAAACGCACUGGACUCCGGUCAAAGUCGCCUAUCUUUUCUGCCGCUACUGGGUCAUCGCUGUCGUACCUUACCUUCUUUACGCCUUUGUGAAGGACCAUUCGAGAGAGACCUGCGAGAAGAUUUACAGGAUUCCAGUUGCACUCGCCAUGUGGAAUCAAGUCGGCUCUGAAUCUGUCCUUCUUAUUCGUACCUAUGCAUUCUUCAACAGAAACAUCUACAUUCUCUGGUUCCUUCUCGCUGCCAUUGGAGGCGUCGUUGCCUAUCAGCUUUACGUGGACACUACUCAAAUGUUGCUCCUUCCGUUUGUUAAGCCUCCUUUCGACAGCGGCCCUUGCUUCCCUAUGUCAAAGCCUCACUCGGCGCAUUUACUAGGGUUUUUUAUCGCGCCACUCCUCUUCGACACCGUCGUGACCUUUAUGACCGUCAUCAAAGCAAUCGCUAUCCGCAGACGUAACGGUGGACCAAACAGUCGUCUAAUCCAGACAUUCCUGCGCGAAGGUGUUUUCUACUACAUAUUGAUCUCCAUCGCCAAUUUGAUUAAUGGUAUUUUUUACCUUCAACCUCGUCAAGUGAUUUCUGCGAUUAAUAUCCCGCUGAGCGUUAUGAUGGCACCGGUUCUUGCUUGCCGUCUCAUCCUCGACUUGAGAGAGCGUGGUUCUGAGACUGUUUCGCACUCCGACGGUACGGGAAUGGCGGCAUUUACCACCAAAUCUGUCACUCAAAAUUCUCCGUUCACUCCUCCCCAUAUGAGGCAUAAGUCCUCGGGGUAUGGCGCUUAUGGUUCUCGUCAUGCCCGUGCUAUCGACUCGAAUAUCGUGCUUAGCACUCUUGGUAGCAUCGUUGCAGACCCCAUGGAUCUGUCUCUCGACCAGGAUCUUGCCGAAUCCGAAAGCCGAAUUGGAUACGGUAUGGACUUUAGCACUGCUAUUGGCGGAGACGAUGGGGAGCCCAUCCCUAUGGCGGAGCAUAGUAGUGAGCUCAUUAGUCGCGACGAUCUCAGCGACAGAGAUAGUCCGUCUAUCAAAACGCCCGCCCCUACCUACCGCACUUUAGAAAUGGGCUUCCGGCCUGCGAGGGCCCCCAGUCUCACUGAGCGCGGAGUCGGGGGAAUCAGAGUGGAAGUCGAGAAAGCGACAGCUACCAUGUGAUUCAGUGGAUCAACUUCCGUCGUCCUCGAUCCUCCAUUUCUUCAACAUUCUUUCCCCCUUCCCUCUCUCUUGUAAGCAAUCAUACAUUUGGAUUUUCU